CUGUGCGAUUGGCUCCCCCGGUGCGCACGUACACCAAUGGGAUGACGAGAGGCGCAGUUUAAAAAGGAAGCCGCGAAGACAUUUUCGCUCAUCCAAAACAAAACAAACGGGCAAGCCCAAAGAUACCGGACAAGAGAACGGAAAUGGCUUCAAUCUUCACUGAGAGAAAUGCAACCCUCCAUACACCUGCCCUGAAGAUGCGCCAGCGGUUGCAAUCUGUUCCAGAGAACCUCUUGAAGACUCCUGUAACUGGAAAAAAGUUUCAUGCUCCUUUACAGUCUGGUCGUAAGGCCUUGGGGGCAGUGAACAAGAUCCCAUCAAUGCCAGCUGUAAAUGGACAAAAGAACAAACUCCUUGAGACACAGGAAACAAAAGUUAAAACCCUCCCUCAGACCAAAGUAGAAGAAUACCCAGAUAUUGAGAGGUUUAUCCCCUAUGACCCAAUUGAGUUUGAGAACUAUGUCAUCCCAGAGGAUGUGGUUUGCCUGAGUCAUCUUGUGCUUCCUGGACUGGUACGUCUCCCAGAAAUGCCAUCUCUGCCUGAAGAGGACUUUGAAGUGCUUGAGACAUACACAUGUAUUUCGCCGUUGAAGAACCUACCACGCUCAGACAAUUGUGCUAUGGAAUUGGAUGCAUUCCUUCAAACUAUCAACAAGCUGACCAUUGACCUGCCCCCAGAGAUGGAUGAAUACUGAGUCUAUAGCUUUGUACAGUUUUUCACCGACUUUGUCUUUUUUAAUCAAUAAAGUUUGUUUAUGAAAUCCUGA
Molecule: messenger RNA, 767 nt
Organism: Oncorhynchus mykiss (rainbow trout)
Lineage: Eukaryota; Metazoa; Chordata; Actinopteri; Salmoniformes; Salmonidae
Gene: pttg1
Product: PTTG1 regulator of sister chromatid separation, securin
Biological process (GO): chromosome organization; homologous chromosome segregation
Cellular component (GO): cytoplasm; nucleus
Source: RefSeq, a predicted model, not a curated record